Molecule: messenger RNA, 1572 nt
Organism: Lotus japonicus
Lineage: Eukaryota; Viridiplantae; Streptophyta; Magnoliopsida; Fabales; Fabaceae
Exons: 3
Coding region: 638-1360 (240 amino acids)
Source: RefSeq, a predicted model, not a curated record
UCCAUCCAAUUUCCGUUUCGUCAACGCGUUUUUCUCUCCGUUUCCAUCUUCGCUUUCGCCACCUUAAUGGAUUAAUCUUCAACCCACAGAUUUCAUAUACAAUCAUCGAUUUUGAUUCUGAUCUUCCAAUAACCCCUUUCGUAUGUGCAGUGUGAUCCUCAAUCAAACGCUGUUUUGGUUUCGAUCGCAGAGAGGCUUUUGGCCUUUGAUUUCGUUGUAAAUUAGGGUCUCAACGACGAACAUAGAUUCAAGAUGCCUUGGGUUUCCGUUGGACUCUUCCUUCUACGCUCUUCUUUGGUUCCGUUCCAUGGUGGAUCCUCCUCUAAUCGUUUGAAACAUCUUGAAAAAAGUGAUCGGCGUGGUAAUCUUAGUUAACAUUAGAUCUUCUCCGUCUUCCUGAGUUCCUUUCAAUUUCUUUGGCCUUUUUCGUUUCUCUGUUUUUGGAUUUGGAUUUGGUUUAUUUCUUCUCGUUCGAUCUGCGAGAGAAUUCGUUGAGGAAAUCGAAGUGUUGUUGUUCUUCCUCUUGAUUUCGUUUUUGCUUUCAAAGGCCGUGAAAGCUUGCUGUUUCCAGUUUUUCGUUUCCAGGUGUUGCUAUUCGCAGCUGCAAACGCUGGCGUUUAAGUGCCCCGUACCGUUGAUGGACAUCCACUCUCCUGUUAAUGCUGUGGAUGACAACAUCAUAAGUAAACUUGAAAGUAUUUUUGGAGAGUCAUUACAUAUACAAGAUGCUGAGAAGUCAGAACAUGUUUCCAAGGGGGGUGAUAUUGAUAAAUGUAAUGACGGGGAGGGGAGCUUAUGUGAAGGUUUUGAACAUGAAGAAACCAAAAUAAAGACAAGCUCUUCUGAUGAGGCUGCUACAUUGACAGAAUCACUCUCUGCACAGUCUCCACAUCAAAGUUACUCAGAACCUCUCCUCGCACCUCCAAAGCUUAUAUCUGCCAUGAAAGGUACCCGUGAGAAAGAGGGGGGUUCACAGAAGAAAUUGACUGUUAAAUGGGCUCCUGAUGUGUAUGAUCCGGUACCAACAUUAGUAUCACAUACUGUCAAAAGCAAGAACCGCCAUAAAUCCAGGAUCAAGAAGGGUGAAAAGAAAAGUAGUAAGAAAGGUCACAAGCACCAUUAUUCUAAAGGGGGCAACACCAAAGAUAUCACACCUGUUAAGAAGCAAUAUGACAAUUGGUGGCUGGAGUCUCCUGAUAAAGGGAUUGAAACAUCGACUGGGUUUGAUCUUGAUGCUGAUCAUAGCUAUGAUUCCUUCCAUGGAAUUAGCUACUUGAAACCAGUUACUGAAAGCCCCUGCCAUGCUAGAGGAGCGCUGAGUAACAUCCUUGAAUUUGUAUCCUAUAUCAAAUCUGCAUGAUAAUUUCCUCGUAGACUGGCGAAGAGAUUGAGUUUCAUGGUCAAAAACUGUUUGGCUGUAUCUUGAAAUUCUGAAGGCUUUUUGGAACAUAAAAAUGUCCUGUGCAUAGCAUGUACUUUGUUUUUUUUUUUUUUUUUUAAAUAAUCAACCUGAUGUACUUUGUAUUUUCACUAUUUUUGUUAAAUAAUGUUGAACCAAAAUUUCUGGAUGAA